Molecule: messenger RNA, 1643 nt
Organism: Galeopterus variegatus (Sunda flying lemur)
Lineage: Eukaryota; Metazoa; Chordata; Mammalia; Dermoptera; Cynocephalidae
Gene: ZNF385D
Product: zinc finger protein 385D
Exons: 8
Coding region: 409-1596 (395 amino acids)
Cellular component (GO): nucleus
Molecular function (GO): zinc ion binding; nucleic acid binding
Source: RefSeq, a predicted model, not a curated record
AAGCUUCCCGAGAGCCAUGGUUGGUCCAGGCAGGCAAUCGGAGCACCUCAUGGAGCGGCUGCUAACCGGGGGUGGGGUGCGGUGGGAUGGGGGGGUCUGUUGGUAGUACUCUCAGUCCUGAUGUCACAGGCGCGGCAAGGACAUCGCAAGGAGGAGUCGGAUUACAGUAAGGAUGGGCCGUGCAGCAGGCAGCCCGAGCGCACGCCCCAGCCGCCGGGGACCGUAGCCCCGGAGAGGCAGCCUGCAAGGCGCUCAUCCCGCGGAGGAGGCACGCUCGGCGCUCGCUGCUCUGCACGCCGCCGGGGACGUCUUCACCGAAUGUAGCAUGAAACGGCCGUGCUCUGCGUGUCAGCCUUGGGUGCGAGCUGAUGCUGAAGACGCCGCGGUGGGCUUCCAGCUGUCUGAUUAAUGAGAAACAUAAUGUAUUUUGGUGGUACGUGCCAGAGUCCUGCUCUCCCAGCCCUGGUCCGGCCACCAGCCCCUCCUUUGCAACCACCGCUGGAUAUUAAACCAUUUCUUCCCUUUCCUCUGGACACUGCGGCUGCAGUCAACCUUUUCCCCAAUUUUAAUGCGAUGGACCCAAUUCAAAAAGCUGUAAUAAAUCAUACAUUCGGUGUUCCUCUUCCUCAUCGAAGAAAGCAAAUCAUAUCAUGCAACAUUUGCCAGUUAAGAUUUAAUUCUGAUAGCCAGGCUGCGGCCCACUACAAAGGCACGAAACAUGCCAAGAAGCUCAAAGCACUGGAAGCCAUGAAAAAUAAGCAGAAAUCUGUAACUGCCAAGGACAGCGCAAAGACUGCCUUCACCUCCAUCACUACCAAUACCAUGAAUACCAGCUCUGACAAAACAGACAGUACAGCAGGGACACCAGCAAUAUCAACGACGACAGCUGUGGAAAUACGCAAAAGCAGUGUUAUGACAACUGACAUCACCUCUAAAGUGGAAAAAAGCCCCACGACAGCCACUGGCAAUAGCUCAUGUCCUUCCACAGAGACUGAGGAAGAAAAAGCAAAACGGCUCCUUUACUGUUCUCUAUGCAAGGUUGCUGUCAACUCCGCCUCACAGCUGGAGGCGCACAACAGUGGUACUAAGCACAAAACCAUGCUAGAAGCCCGGAAUGGAAGCGGGACAAUCAAAGCCUUUCCUAGGGCAGGAGUGAAAGGCAAAGGACCAGUUAAUAAGGGAAACACGGGCCUUCAAAACAAAACAUUUCACUGUGAGAUCUGUGAUGUGCAUGUCAACUCGGAAACACAACUUAAACAGCACAUUAGCAGUAGAAGGCACAAAGACAGAGCUGCUGGGAAGCCCCCGAAACCUAAAUACAGUCCUUACAACAAACUACAGAAGGCAGCACAUCCAUUGGGGGUAAAAUUAGUGUUUUCAAAAGAACCUUCAAAGCCAUUGGCUCCACGAAUUCUACCAAACCCACUGGCAGCUGCAGCAGCAGCUGCUGCUGUAGCAGUGAGUUCCCCCUUCAGUCUUCGAACUGCUCCAGCAGCAACACUGUUCCAGACUUCUGCGCUUCCUCCAGCACUCCUGCGGCCAGCUCCUGGACCCAUUCGGACCGCCCACACUCCUGUGCUGUUUGCUCCUUACUGAAUUCCAGAUGGGAGUAAUUGUACUGCAAUAAUUUUUCAAAAAACAAA